This is a messenger RNA of Ilex paraguariensis (yerba mate), 944 nucleotides long. Lineage: Eukaryota; Viridiplantae; Streptophyta; Magnoliopsida; Aquifoliales; Aquifoliaceae. The record is from the annotation of a GenBank genome assembly.
AUGGCGAGCACAGAUCCUGAGCACAGAGAAGAGGAAGAAACCGCUGGAGCCGAAGAUGAAGACACCGGAGCACAGGUCGCCCCAAUCGUCAAGCUCGAAGAGGUCUCUGUGAGCAGCGGUGAAGAAGACGAAGAUGCAAUUCUCGAUCUGAAAGCAAAGCUCUAUCGAUUCGAUAAAGAAGGAAAUCAAUGGAAGGAGAGAGGUGCUGGUACUGUGAAGCUCUUGAAGCACAAGGAAACUGACAAAGUUCGUCUCGUUAUGCGCCAAUCCAAAACUCUCAAGAUCUGUGCAAACCAUCUUGUUCUUCCUACUAUGUCGGUUCAGGAACACGCUGGGAAUGAAAAGUCUUGUGUGUGGCAUGCGGCUGACUUCGCUGAUGGUGAACUGAAGAAUGAACUGUUCUGCAUUAGAUUCGGAUCAGUUGAGAAUUGCAAAACCUUCAUGGAAAUGGUUCAAGAGGUUGCUGAAUCCCAAAAUAAGAAUGAGGAAAACAAGGAUGCAUCUGCUACUGCUGGGCUACUUGAGAACCUGAGUGUUGAAGAUAAACAAACUGAAGAGAAGCACAAGGACGAGGCGCCCGUAGCCAAGGAAGCAAAGGAAUCUGACAAGGAGUCUGGAAAAGAAGAUACUGAAAAGAAUGAUGAGGAGUCUGUUUCCUCCACCUAAGAUUGGUUUAAAUUAAAAAGUUUACUUCAGUUUGGUAAGAGUUUUAAGCGUUUGACGAGAUGCUAGAAUGAGCUUACGUGGCCAUUUCUAGCAACAAUGGCCAAAGAAUCUAUUGGGAUCUGGAGAGAGAACCAGAAAGUGAGAAAGGGAAAAUAGUGCAACACAUUCACUGACACUAAAAUUAUGUAACAUUCACAUAGUAACAUCAAUUUGUUUUAAAUGUUGUUUUUGGGUCACCAUCUUGUUGAAGUUACUAUUUAAGUCCCUAUUGUGUUCAG